Messenger RNA from Daldinia caldariorum, 453 nucleotides. RefSeq lists its product as uncharacterized. The record is from RefSeq and is a predicted model, not a curated record. Lineage: Eukaryota; Fungi; Ascomycota; Sordariomycetes; Xylariales; Hypoxylaceae. Bases 1 to 453 code for a protein of 150 amino acids. The transcript has 2 exons.
AUGUUUUCACCGAUGUCUCGUGUAGUGGGGAAUGUAGGACAGUCGAACUACGCCGCCGCAAAUAUGUUUACGGCAAUCGAUAUCCCAGAGAAGAAGAGGUUAGCAAACAUAUCCGAGAAAUUGGAAGACGAGUUAGCUUUCUGGAGUCGGGUCCACCAAACCCCUGUCGAGCCUUUGCCCCUUUUCCCGUUCUCGAAUAUCAACAGCCGAGAACCCUUAAAGGCUUACGACAUUGAGACAUUCGAUAUCACGUUGGAUGAGGAGUUGGCUUCUCUUAUCCGCCAGAUGUCAUUCAAUGUCGGACGCAAGGUCGUCCUUCUUCAGACUCCCUACGGGUCCGAUAUUGUACUCACUCAGAUUUUCCAAGCCUUAGCUAACGGUGGCACCCUUAUUGUCGUGGGCCAGAAGAGUCCUGGCAAUCCAGUACAUAUUUCGCAGCUUUUGCUUAGGUAA